AUGACAAUGAAAUUCGACGAGCUUAUGGAAGCUCUUCCCGACACAGAGAUAUUUCUUCCUGGAUAUAUCGGCUAUGAAGAUCGACUAAAACGGUGGAGUGCUUCAUGCAUCAAGCCGGCUGCGGUGAUUGUGUGCCCGCGAAAUGCCUUCGAAGUGAGGAUUGCCCUUCGCUAUGCUACCCAGCACAAAGUCUUUCCUCUUGUGGUUUGCGGGGGUGGACACAGCACCGGCGGAGACAACUGCUCUGACGGGGGCAUGGUGAUAGAUCUUCGUCGAAUAUGCUCAACAUUAGUCAACACGGAGAGCCAGACAAUCACUUUCGGUGGUGGAUGUACCUGGGAAGACGUGAAUGGCGCGCUAUGGCAUCACGAACUUGCAACUGUGAGUGGUACAGUCGGCGACACAGGCGUUGGAGGGUUGAUACUCGGCGGUGGGUAUGGGUAUUUGAGUGGUAGUUGUGGACUGGCACUCGAUUGUCUUCUUAGCUGCGAAGUGGUUCUGGCGAAUGGAGACAUUGUCACUGCGAGUAGAGAGGAGAGUCCUGAUUUGUUCUGGGCCUUACGUGGCGCUGGACCGAAUUUCGGAAUCGUCACCCAUUUCACCUCGCAGGCUUUUGUGCAAGGAGAAUCUUGGGCAGGCUUCUUGGGUUAUGCCCCAGACAAAUUACCGGCUGUGAUCGAAUUUGGGAACCGUUUGAUGGAGACCAACGACGGUAACUCUAUGAUUAGUGUGAUCAUCGGCAAUUUCAUUCCUCCCGAAAACUCGAGUGGCUUGAUGGUUGUUGUGUUUCACAACGGAACAGAAGUAGAAGGGAGGAAGACUUUCAAACCGCUUUUGGAUCUCAACCCUCUGGGUGAUACGACAAGUGUGGUGUCUUAUCCAGAUCUAAACAUGAUGUUCAAUAAGUAUCCCAGAGGGCCGGAUGACAGACAUCUUUUUGGUGGCGGGAGUUUUACAUUCCCCCUUGAUGUUGCAGCUGCUCAAGAGAUUUGUGACCAAUUCUGGAUGACCACAAAUGUACCUGAGAACAAUGAUAUUCGCGGUAGUACCAUUGCGUUUGAGUAUAAUCCAACCAACAAGAUCUGCGAAGUUUCCCUUGGGGAGACUGCCUUCGGAAACCGUGGUCAAUUCGCAUCAAUUUGCAUAUCAAUGAACUGGACAAAGGAAGCGAAUGACGCCAAAGCGCGGUCAAUCUCCAAAAAAAUUGCUCAACUGUGUGCCAAUACUGUUGGUUGGAAAGGAGACAAGUACAGCGAUGGAACAAGCACCUAUGCAAAUUAUUUCAGCAGCAUUACCAAGGCAGAGAAAGUAUAUGGACCUAACGCAGCAAGAUUGAGAAAGCUGAAGAGCAAAUACGACCCAAAGAAUGUGUUCAAGAAGAUACAACAUUUAUGA
This is a messenger RNA of Penicillium soppii, 1395 nucleotides long. RefSeq names its product FAD-binding oxidoreductase. The transcript has 3 exons. NCBI's taxonomy places the organism in Eukaryota, Fungi, Ascomycota, Eurotiomycetes, Eurotiales, Aspergillaceae. Gene Ontology annotation, molecular function: oxidoreductase activity; FAD binding. The record is from RefSeq and is a predicted model, not a curated record. The coding region runs from base 1 to 1395 and encodes 464 amino acids.